Electrophorus electricus (electric eel) is the source of this 1776-nucleotide messenger RNA. The record is from RefSeq and is a predicted model, not a curated record. Lineage: Eukaryota; Metazoa; Chordata; Actinopteri; Gymnotiformes; Gymnotidae.
AUGGCGGACCUGUAUGACCUGUUGCUUUUCUCAGCAGAGUCGUCACUGGAAUGUAGCACAGACAGCCCUGACAGUCCUCAUCACUUGCCGGGGUUCCUGGUCUUCCGGGUUCCGAGCACUCGGACGGAGAGAGAGAUGUCGGCAACGGUGCAACCAGCAGAGCUUCUCGCGCAGGAGCUGAGCUGUGCGAUCUGUCUACAGCUGUACCAAGACCCUGUUUCCCUGCCGUGCGGACACAGCUACUGCCUGGGCUGCAUGCACUCUGUCCAAAGGUCGUGCGCACCAGGCAGCCCGCCAUGCUGUCCCGAGUGCCGGCAGCCGUUCGAGAGUCCCGAGGGGUUGCCCAGAAACUUCAAGCUCAGCGGGAUCGUCGACGGCUUCCGCGCGGCCGUGUCGGGCGGCGGUUUAGCAGCCAAGGAGGAGACUGUGCCCUGCCAGCAGUGUCUGGAGAGCACAGUCCCUGCCGCGAAGACCUGCGUGCGCUGCAACACUCCGCUGUGCCAGGCGCACCUGAGCCGGCACCUGGAGCAGGCCCAAUCCUGCGCGCACGCCAUGACGGACCCCGUGUCCGAACCCGGCGUGAGCAGCUGUCCCAAACACAGGUGCGAGGUGGAGUACGUGUGCACGCACGACCACGUCCUCCUCUGCAUGGAGUGCUUGCUGGAAGGGAUGCACCAGGAGCACGGCGUCCAGACGCUGGAAGCAGCCAAGAGCGACCUGAGGCGGGUGGUGGAGGUGCUGGGGAAGAGCACCUCCGACCGGCUGCAGAUGGCGGAGGUCCUGCUCCGGAGCGCUCGGGACAGGAGCAGGACCUUGGACAACACCUCGGAGCUGCUCGCAGCCAGGGCAACAGUCGUUCUAGACAACAUGAGCACACACAUAACGGCCUACAAGGAGCGUAUGACAGCCCUGGUGGAAGAUGAGCUGAAGGCGUACGAGAAGGCGUGGCAAAGUAGCGUGGCCACCCUGAGUGAGUACCAGCAGCAGCUGAGUGAGGCGCAGGGCGUUGCCGAGAGCCUCCUCACCUCGCCGUCCUCAGAUGUUCUCUUCAUCUCCUACUACCGGGCCCUGGAGCCGCAGCUACGUCAGGCGGCCGGCGCGGCGGUGCCGGCGCUCCCCGCGGCUCAGCAAGCCGACACCAGACGCCUGCGAGCCACUCUGGCGACAGACGACUUCCGCUCUGAGAUCAGCAACCUGCUCCAGUGCCUCCUGAGCCUGACCAAUCCGCUGGAGUUGACCUUCAACCCUGACACGCGUCACCCGAGCCUCAUGCUCUCCACCGACCACCAGACGGUGAGGCACAGGGGCAGGGCCAAGUCCAGCCUGAAGGAGCGCGCAGAGGGUUUCGUCACUGCCACGCAGGUCCUGUGUCAGCAGGGCUUCACGCGCGGGAGCCACGUCUGGGCCGUGGAGCUGGGCUCUGGGUGCACGUGGGCAGCGGGACUCUGCUACGGGACCAUCCCGCGCAAAGGGGAGCGCAGUAAGCUGGGUCACAACGCUGUCUCCUGGAGGCUGCAGUGGAAAAAUAAGAACCUGACAGCAUGCCACGACUCGGUGAGCACCACGCUGACUGAGGUGUCUGUGGUACCGCCCAAGAGGCUGGAGGUGGCGCUGGACUAUGACGGCGGCACACUGGCCUUCUACAGCAUCGGUGUCAAAGGGAGUAAACAGCAUCUCCACACGUUCAGAGCCACAUUCAAGGAAGCAGUUUACCCCGCCUUUGGACUGUACUCUGCAACCGAAGAGUCCUGGAUCACACUGGUCAAUGGCAUGUGA